AUGCCGUUGCCAGUACCACCUCCAAUUCCCAAACGUGUGCCUAAGAAACCUCAGUCCAGUAAAAGUCUGCUCAACGAUCGUGACUCACCUGAAAAGAGAGCAAUGAUACCUUCAUCUUCACCUCGAGGAGUACUCUCAAUGAGAUUAGCUUUAGAAGAUGUCACCAAUGCUUAUCCAUUUCAGUUUGUCCAGUCCAAGAGGGGAGAUGAGUUUGCAAAACAUGCUUCCAAGAAAGCAAACAAGAAUAUGUCUCUUAGUACGAUGAAAAGCAGUAAGAUGAAUUCUGACAGAUAUAAAUCAAAACCCUUGGCAGUAGUGUCUUCUACCCCACCGUUAAAAAAUAAGGAGAAACUAGACAUUUUGGAAAGAGCCACCAUCUCUAAAGUACCUGAGGAGACAUGUGUCCUCAAAGGAACAUUAACUACCGAACGUAUAACCUUCAUUAAUGACCAAGAGUCAUCCUGUAUAAAGAGAAAAGUUGCAAGUCAUAAGAGAAUGUCCGUAUUUCAGAAGUCAUCCCCCUCUCAAAGAGGCACUGACCGUGAAAAUAAUGUUAAUAUGGAUGUGGCGACAGUUGACAAGAAAAGUAAAACCAAGAAGACAGCUAACACCAAGAGGACAUCAUCCCCAGAGGAGAAGACAUUUAUACCUGGGAUAUACAAGUUCGACCUGAACGAUUUCCUUUGCAAUUCAGACAGUAGUGAAGAUGAGUUCAUCUUCACAUCGAAGUCUCGGAAGAAAGCUAAAAUGGAAAAGCCAACCAUAAAGCCAUUAUCCUCAGAGACGUGUACCCCUCGAGGGAACACAUCCCAAGUGAAGCCACAAGUAUCACAGCAAGUCACCUAUGCAAACAAGCCACUCCCUAAGGAACCAUUGUCCCUUAAGAAAAGAAAGCCUGCCCCUGAGAAGGAAUCCCCUUCUCAGGGAUCAUGUGCAUUGCAGGAGAAGCACACCAAUCAGAAGGCACGAAUGUACAAAUAUUACAUCUUCCAAGAUUCUCCCAGUGAUGAGGAGUCAGUUUCUCAGAAGGUUUUGGUUCUUGAUAAAGAGGCUGCCCCCACAAGUGAUAAACUUCUGAGGAAGUGCAAAAAGUAUCGCAGAAGGGUCGCGAUCCAUUGCGAGCCACUAGAAUCGCAGCCGGUUUGUCCAACUACUGAGAAGAAAACUCUCAGCAAGAUGCCGUUAUUGUCAAAUCAGGAGCAAGUCACACAGGAACAACUGUCCCCCUUAAAGAAACGGCGGCAAUCGCAGAAGGGCGCCUUUAAAGAAGAGUCAAUGCCUGAGAAGUUGCCCUCUAAGCAGCAGUUUUCCAAUGCAAGGGAAUUUCUCUUAAAAGACCCACCUACCCUGAAAGAGAAGAAGACCACCACAGAUGAACCAUCAUAUGUCCAGGAACCACUGACCUGGAAGACAAAGCCUACUGGUGAUGAGAUAUAUUUCAGUCCAGAGCUGUUUUCACCUCCUAUGUCUCCCUACAAAGAUGAGUCCUUCUCCCGGGAAACUUUGCUUUUGCCAGAGAAGACAGGUACCAAAGAGGACUCUUUCAAUAAGCAGUUGAUCUCGAAAGGCCAGAACCUCACUGAAGAAGAGUCCUUUUUCAAUAAGCUCUUGGGUUUGAAAGAGCCCUCCACUGGGGCAGCAAUGAGCACAGAGAGGCAAUUGUCUUCAGAGAAGAAGUCUACCACUCAGGGGGUGGCACUCCUCAUGUCAAACCAGAUGACCAAGCCUGAGAGCAUCACCGAUGGCAAAGAGUCUUCUGCUAAGCAGCCACUGGCCUUUAACCAUGAGAAGCAGCCUCCUUUGCAGGAUAAGCUGCCACCUGAUGAAGACAACCUCUCUCAGGGGCCCUUGAUCUUUCGGGAGAUGGCAAGAGUCUAUGAGACUCCGAUGAGGAAGCCCUGUGCUUCACAGAGCAAGUCCAGCAGCGAGUCAGAGAAACGGCACCAGCAGUGCUUGUCCUUCCAGGAACUGUUUGGAUUUGAUGAGGAAUGCCUGUCUCAGGGACCUGUACUACUUGAGGACAGGGCAAGAAUGAGGGGGGUUGUUGUGGAUGAGCCCUUGAGUGUGCCAAAGACACCCAGCCUGCGCAAGGAAACACCUAGUGAGAAGCAGCUGUACUUUCAGGAGAAGCUCCUGCUUGAGGAAGAUAACAUCUCUCAGGAGCCCUUAAUCUUUCCAGAGGCAGAAGCAACUGAUGAGGCUGCCAAGUGUGAGCCCUGGACUGUGUCAUGGGUAUCCAGCCCCAAGGGGGCUUGGUACAAACAACAGCACGCAUUGGAUGAGAAAUGCCUCCCUCAGGGAUCCGCACUAUUUGAGGAUAGUUCGACAAUGAGAGGGAUUAUUCUGAAUGAGCCCCAGACUGUUCCCAAGACACCCGGCCUGGAUUAUGAGACAUUCAGCAAACAGCAGGCAUCCUCUCGGGAGAAGCGCUCUCCUGAGGAAGAUAGCCUCUCUCAGGUGCCCUUAAUAUUUCGGGAGAUGGCGAGAACCAAUCAGGCUACCGUGAAGGAACCCUGGGCCAUUCAGCAGAAGCCCAGCACUGAGAAGGCUACACUGAAAGAAACCGUAGCCUUGCAGGAAGAGCCUGCUGUCAAUAAGCUAUGGCUUCUCGAAGAAGCAUCAGCCUUGAAUGAGAACCCCAUUGCUAGGAAGAAGCUGUUAUUUGAAGACCCAAUGGCUGUGGCAGACGAAUCUAUCUACAGAAACGAAUUCUUUCUCAAAGCACUCUUUGCGAUGCCCACUGUCAAUUCCAGCCCUGUCUUUGGAUCCACCGUGUUUGGUGGGGACAAGUCCACUGUCACCAGGAAAUCUAGUGUGUGGGAUUCUACUCCCGACACACUUGGCUCAUCUCAUGAACAGAGAACACAGAUACAGAUGAUGAAGAGCCUGAUGGAAGAGGCGAACAGAUAUUACAAUGAUCCAUUCCUCAACUCAGCAUAUGUUAACGAUAUCUUCAAUUACUUGAAGGAGAGAGAGGAAAUGUUCAUACUUACAAAAUAUAUGAGCUGGCAGCCUGAGAUCAACAGUGAUAUGAGAGCCAUUCUUGUGGACUGGUUGGUAGAGCUACAGAUAAAUUUUGAGACAAGUCAUGAGACCUUGUACUUGGCAGUGAAGCUAGUGGAUCACUACCUAAAUGAGGCAAUAUGUGAGAAAGACAAGCUUCAGCUCCUUGGUUGUACUGCCUUUAUGAUUGCAGCAAAAUUUGAGGAGACCUCUAACCUUUGUGUGAGUGACUUCCUGUACAUCUGUGAUGAUAGUUAUGUGCGAAAUGAGAUACUUGCCAUGGAAGCCUGUAUCCUGAAAACCCUCAAAUUUGACAUCAACAUCCCUACUGCCUAUCAUUUCCUGCGAAGAUAUGCUAGGUGUAUGAAGGUCAGCAUGCGGACACUGACCUUGUCCCGCUUCGUCUGUGAGAUGACCCUGCAGAAGUAUGACUACGUUCAGGAGAGGGCCUCCAAGCUGGCCGCAGGUGCCUUACUCCUCGCCCUUUAUAUGAAGAAUCUCCGAAGCCUGGCUCCUUUCCUAGAAUUUCACAGUGGCUACAAGGUCUCUGAGUUAUACCCCUUGGUCAAGCAGCUGAAUGGCACACUGACACUCCAUUUUCGUGACAAGCUCAAGACGGUGUAUUCCAAGUAUUCUCAGAAGGAUUUCUUUGAAGUCUCCAAAAUCCCUCCUUUGGAAAUGUGCACGCUGGAGAAGAUUUUCAAAGGCUAA
Molecule: messenger RNA, 3714 nt
Organism: Ochotona curzoniae (black-lipped pika)
Lineage: Eukaryota; Metazoa; Chordata; Mammalia; Lagomorpha; Ochotonidae
Gene: CCNB3
Product: cyclin B3
Exons: 11
Coding region: 1-3714 (1237 amino acids)
Biological process (GO): regulation of cyclin-dependent protein serine/threonine kinase activity; mitotic cell cycle phase transition
Cellular component (GO): nucleus; cyclin-dependent protein kinase holoenzyme complex; centrosome
Molecular function (GO): cyclin-dependent protein serine/threonine kinase regulator activity
Source: RefSeq, a predicted model, not a curated record